AUGGAUUUCCAAUUGAAAAGGAAUAACGCACAACACGGUUACAACCAGAACCACCCGGGUUUCACUCAAGAUUCGGUGAACAACCGGGACGCCGAGAACUCGGGGCCGAGACCCACAUACCCGCAAGUGAUGUACCAAUUCAACCAAAAUACACACGGGUAUCCACAGGGGACAGUUUCAAAACAGGCGCCUCUGUCCCAGCAGUCGCACCCUUUCCCUCAAAAUUUUGCCCAGAACUUUCCACCAAAUUCACCAAUGACUAACGGGAUGCCCACACCCUUUGAUACAGCUUACGGGGCUACCCUGUUACCGUCUCAUCUUUUGAUGGGCUCCCCCUUCGUGUCGACACCCAACCUCCCACAAACGAACUACACCGCUCAGAGAAAGGGCAGUCACACGGGGAUGGCAAACGGCACUGGUUCGAUGAAUUAUUAUAGAACAGACCCACAGAUUAUUAACGGCUUGUUCCAGAUUCCCUUUGAAAUUUCAUACAAGAUACUCCCAAAGGGCGAUGAUCUUUAUAGAACCCGUUCUUUGUUGUUGGGUAACAUUGACGAUAUGGUGGACUUGCAUACGUUCGUGUCCAAGUUUGUACAGAACAACUCCGUGGAAAGUGUCUACAUAACGAAGGAGGGACAACAACCGGAGAAAUAUGGCUUUCUCUUGAGUUUCCUGUCUGUGCAAAUAUGUCUGAACUUCUACAACAAUGUAUUGCAGAGACUGAAAGAGUUUAAAGAACAGCUUAAAGCCAGCUCUUUGGAGUUGAGUUUUGUAUCAAUGAGACAACGCCCCACAAAAGUGGAAGGUAAGAUAUACCGCCGCUUUGCCGCGGAUGAUGGAGACGGGAUGGCCAACCUACAUUUUGAUAUGGCCGCCCAGACAGGUGCAACUCGAUCCAUCGCGAUAGAAUUUGUUGAUAAAGAUGUUAUUCUCACUAGAGAUGAACUGUUGAACAAAAAAUUGAAGUUCCUAUCGGAGGGAAACAAUAGGUACAUCUUAGAACACAUUGCAGUUUUCAAAACACAACACGGGACAAAAGUGUUUGGGAAAAACUACGCAAUCAUAACGUUCUUGAGCAUUCCAAUGGCUAUGGAGAUCAUGGACUAUUUGAAGCUUAACAUUAAGCAGUUACACCUGACGAAAUUUUUCUACGUUCAGGUAACUCAUCCACCGCAGCAAAGUCCCGCGGCGUCACAAAAGAAACCUCAUGCAAACGACACAGAAUCAAAUCGUGAUACUAGUCCACCUAAUUCCAAGAAGGAUCAGGAGUUUUUUCCUAACAAUAGCAUGCUGAGCCUGGUUUCAUCGGAGUCCUCUACGUCCUUAGCAGAUGAUGUUGACGGUUUAGUCAAUAAAUUGAAGAGUAUUGAAUUACAAGAGUCAACUUUGAAGUUGCGUGUAGAAGAUUACCCAGAGCCGCUAUUCGAGCAAUUUUCCGAGCAUUCUAAUGGCAUUGUACAGUCGCUUCCUGUACCUCAGACACGCCCAAUUGGUGGACCACAAUCUUCAAUCAGCACUCCAAGGGCGUUUGGAGCAUUCCCAAACGAUAUUGGUUCUCCCCCAGCGUCAUUUCUGCCACUAGAUCUAAAUCAUUCUAACUCUGUUCCAAAUUUGCCUCCUGGGUUUAUUCCGGCCACUCCAUCGGGUCCUAUGUCACCUCAACAACAACAAUUAUUCCUGAACUCGCAAAGGCAACAACGCGACCAUGCCGGUGGUAAAUUUGCUCAUCCAAUUACAGACUCUUUGGAAUCUCAGAUGAAGACUUCUACGCAAGUUGCCACAGCAAUGGGGAGUGACUUUAAUAAUCGUACGAUAUACAUCGGGAACAUCAAUCCGCGGUCCCGUGCCGAGGAUAUUUGCAAUGUGGUUCGUGGCGGUAUUCUUCAAAACAUUAAAUUCAUCGAAGCGAAACACAUUUGCUUCAUCACUUUUAUAGAGGCAUCCGCUGCUGUGCAAUUUUAUGCCAAUGCCUUUAUCGACCCGAUCGUUCUACAUGGCAACACCUUAAAACUGGGUUGGGGGACCUACACUGGGCCAUUACCCAAGCCUAUUGCACUUGCUGUUACUAUUGGAGCGAGUAGGAACGUUUACAUCAGCUUGCCCGAAAUUGCAUUCAAAGACAAAUACAUUAAGGAUCCAAAGUUCAAAAUCUACCAUGAAAGCUUUAAAUUACCGGCUAAGGAAGUUUUGAGGAAAGAUUUUCUGCAUUACGGUUCUAUAGAACAAAUCAACAUGUUGAACGACAGCCAUUGUUGUUGGGUCAAUUUCAUGAAUAUAAGUUCUGCAAUCAGACUGGUAGAAGAUGCGAGCACCAAACAAGACCAUUUCAACCAGUUGUUCGACCACAGAUACGAGGGCCUUGUUAUCAAUUACGGGAAGGAUAGGUGCGGGAAUAUAAACAGAAACCUGGUGGCCGGUAAGACUUCCAAGUAUCACAAGAAAGUCAAGAAGCACACUCGUGAUGUCAGGUUGAGCCAGUUGGAGGAGAAGAGAAGGAACCAGGACGCAGAGAGAAGAGAAAUGGUAAAUGGCACGAUCCCGGAGGAAAAUCCAUUCGACGCGUUUGCAAUCAAUACAGGGUCUGCCGAGAAGAAAGAUGAACUUUCGCUUGACUCAUUAGGGAUUAGUAUUAUGGAAGUGGAAUCGGCGAGUCCGAUUUCGCCAGUGAUGGGCGACCUUGAGGAUCAUACCAAUGGGAGCUAUACAGAUGCUGGUAUCGCUCCUUUGAACUACACCAACAACUCUGGCUCGUCAUCGGACAUAGAAUUGAUAAUAAAUCCUCCCAACGACCCGAACCGCUCGGUGGGUGUUCUGGAAGGCGACCCGUCGACCCUGUCUCCUCCCUCGGACAAACGAAAGCUAGUAGCCUUACACGAAGUAUCUUCGCCACCUCCUCCACUAGCCCCCGAUACCAUAUCGCGACAAUACGCAGAGGCGAGCUACCAUAACGAACUUGUUACAGGUAACGAUCACCCAGACACCGGGUAUGGAAAGGCUGAAAACGGUAGACAUAGGCAACAACUUCCCAGGAACGCGCGCACAAUCCCCGGAUCUGAUGUGAUGGCCCAAUAUUUGGCACAAUUACAGCACUCUACGUUCAUGUAUGCAGCCAACGUGCUCGGUGCCUCUAACGAGGGUACUGAGCAGUAUGAUGACCAGUAA
Huiozyma naganishii CBS 8797 is the source of this 3162-nucleotide messenger RNA. It is a transcript of the gene NAB6, whose product is annotated as Nab6p. Bases 1 to 3162 code for a protein of 1053 amino acids. Gene Ontology annotation, cellular component: cytoplasmic stress granule. Gene Ontology annotation, molecular function: mRNA binding. The transcript has a single exon. The record is from RefSeq and is a predicted model, not a curated record. NCBI's taxonomy places the organism in Eukaryota, Fungi, Ascomycota, Saccharomycetes, Saccharomycetales, Saccharomycetaceae.